Messenger RNA from Lasiosphaeria miniovina, 447 nucleotides. RefSeq names its product 40S ribosomal protein S17. Gene Ontology annotation, molecular function: structural constituent of ribosome. Lineage: Eukaryota; Fungi; Ascomycota; Sordariomycetes; Sordariales; Lasiosphaeriaceae. The transcript is spliced from 3 exons. The record is from RefSeq and is a predicted model, not a curated record. Gene Ontology annotation, cellular component: ribosome. Bases 1 to 447 code for a protein of 148 amino acids. Gene Ontology annotation, biological process: translation.
AUGGGCCGCGUCCGCACAAAGACAGUCAAGAAGUCCGCCAAGGUCAUCAUUGAGCGGUACUACCCCAAGCUCACCCUCGACUUCGAGACCAACAAGCGGAUCUGCGACGAGGUGGCCAUCAUCGCCUCCAAGCGUCUGCGUAACAAGAUUGCCGGCUAUGCUACGCAUCUGAUGAAGCGCAUUCAGCGCGGCCCCGUCCGCGGUAUCUCCUUUAAGCUCCAGGAGGAGGAGCGUGAGCGCAAGGAUCAGUACGUGCCCGAGGUCUCUGCCCUCGACUUCACCCAGCACUCGGAGAGCGGCCAGCUCGAUGUCGACACCGAGACCAAGGACCUGCUCAAGCACCUCGGCUUCGACUCCAUCCCCGUCAACGUUGUCCCCGUUACCCAGACACAGGCUAUCGAGCGUGGUAACCGGCAAUUCGGCAACCGCCCUCCUCGUCGCGAAUAA